Branchiostoma floridae (Florida lancelet) is the source of this 747-nucleotide messenger RNA. Its product is annotated as ribonucleoside-diphosphate reductase subunit M2-like. Gene Ontology annotation, biological process: deoxyribonucleotide biosynthetic process. NCBI's taxonomy places the organism in Eukaryota, Metazoa, Chordata, Leptocardii, Amphioxiformes, Branchiostomatidae. The record is from RefSeq and is a predicted model, not a curated record. The transcript has 2 exons. Gene Ontology annotation, cellular component: cytosol. The coding region runs from base 1 to 747 and encodes 248 amino acids. Gene Ontology annotation, molecular function: ribonucleoside-diphosphate reductase activity, thioredoxin disulfide as acceptor.
AUGCGGGAAACUGGUUGUUACGCCAACGUGGAUGGGACGGAUGGCUUGACCGUCGUCGGCACGACAAGUACCCGAAAUCAUUGCUUUGUAGUAAGUAGCCUGUACAGUCUCUUAAUCGACACCUACGUGAAGGAUCCGCAUGAGAGAGCGCAUUUGUUCAGUGCCAUUGAGACCAUACCUUGUGUACAAAAGAAGGCUGACUGGGCCCUAAAGUGGACCGGAGACGAGAAAAGUACUUUUGGGGAUCGUGUAGUUGCGUUUGCCGCUGUGGAAGGGAUCUUUUUCUCUGGGGCCUUCGCAGCAAUCUUUUGGUUGAGGAAGAGAGGGCUCAUGCCCGGGCUGACUUUCUCAAAUGAGCUGAUCAGUAGAGACGAGGGUCUGCACACCGACUUUGCCUGUCUGAUGGUCAGCUACCUGAUCAAUAAGCCUAGUGAGGAGCGCAUUCACCAGAUUAUUGACGACGCUGUUAAGAUUGAGCAAGAGUUCCUGACUGAAGCUCUUCCUGUGAAGUUGAUUGGGAUGAAUCAAGACCUGAUGAAGCAGUACAUUGAGUUUGUCGCAGAUAGGCUGCUGGGAGAACUCAUGUGUAGUAAGCUUUACUACUUCGAGAACCCCUUUGACUUCAUGGAGAACAUUUCUCUGGAGGGAAAGACCAACUUCUUUGAGAAGAAGGUGGGAGAGUACCAGAAGAUGGGGGUGAUGUCUUCCUCUGAACAGCAGAAGUUCACGUUGGAUGCUGACUUUUGA